Seminavis robusta is the source of this 894-nucleotide messenger RNA. Lineage: Eukaryota; Bacillariophyta; Bacillariophyceae; Naviculales; Naviculaceae. The record is from the annotation of a GenBank genome assembly.
AUGGCUGCCUCGCAACCAUCACAACAACAGUGUGCCGUCAUUGGCUGUGGGGUUCUUGGAACCAGUCUCUGUAAACAGUUGUUGGCAUCACCGGAUUUUGAAGGUUGGACGGUCACUGGAAUCACCAAGACCACCAACAACCAUGCAUCCAUUCUAGAGGCCGUGGGAGAAGAAGACACACGGUUUCAGGUCACUACCAUGGAGGAAAGUCAAGGGAAAACGUUUGAUAAUGUCGUAUUUUGUGCUCCACCUUCGGGCUUUGACGAUUAUGGAGCGGCUGUGGAACACGCCGUCACCAACGUGUGGUCGGGUCUCGAUCACGGAGGGACAUUUGUCUUUACAUCCAGUGGUGGAAUCCACGGUCCAGGAACCACCACUGAACCGGAAACCAUCACGGAAGAAACUCCCACUGCCGACCCUGAAAGCAGUCCUCGGACAGCCCGCCUCAUCAAAGCCGAAGAAGCUUGUCGGGCCCACGGUGGUUGCUGUGUCCGACUGGCAGGUUUGUAUACCUUGGAACGAGGCGCCCAUAGUUUUUGGCUCAAUAGUGGCAAGGAUGUAUCAGGCAGAGCCGAUGGAAUCAUCAAUCUACUCCAUUACGACGAUGCCGCGUCGGCGGCAUUGGCUGCCCUAACAGUAGGUUCCAACGUGGUGAAAGGACGCAACUUUCUCGUCAGCGAUAGUCAUCCCUUGACACGACAACAAAUAUGCUCAAGUGCCAUGAAAGCGGACCUUUUCAAAGACAAGAAAAUGCCUGCCUUUCUGGGAAAAGAUACCGAACCAAUUGGGAAACUAUACGAUGGGACGGUCAGCGAACGAGACUUGCAGUGGAAACCCAAAUACGAAUCCUUUGAUGCCUUCAUGUCCAUGCAUGCCGCAGCGACCUCAAAAUAA